Fundulus heteroclitus (mummichog) is the source of this 2514-nucleotide messenger RNA. RefSeq names its product transcription factor CP2-like 1 (gene tfcp2l1). Gene Ontology annotation, cellular component: nucleus. Gene Ontology annotation, molecular function: RNA polymerase II cis-regulatory region sequence-specific DNA binding; DNA-binding transcription activator activity, RNA polymerase II-specific. The transcript is spliced from 15 exons. Bases 619 to 2031 code for a protein of 470 amino acids. The record is from RefSeq and is a predicted model, not a curated record. Gene Ontology annotation, biological process: regulation of transcription by RNA polymerase II. NCBI's taxonomy places the organism in Eukaryota, Metazoa, Chordata, Actinopteri, Cyprinodontiformes, Fundulidae.
CAGGGCCCUCACAGCAUCAGCCUAGGGGCCAGGGGCGGCCCCCGGGCCACAUGUUGGACACCCCUGCUUUAGAAGGCCGUCAUGGUUUCACUCUGGCGUCUUUUUCACGUUGCUUUAAUGAAACGUUCCUGUAGGGGUGCACAUACUUUUCCACUGCUUGGACGUUCUAACGGAGAACACGGAGGGUUCUUCCUGGCUGGACUUUGUCCGGGAGCCGCAGCGGUAGUUAGUCAUUUCUGGGUCCGGGUGUCCACCGGGUUCUGAGCGCCGCAGCGGCUCCGGUAAACAUUAACCGGAGCAGACUUUGGAUCCGGGUCCUGUCAGACAUCUGCAGCAGGAGCCUCUGAUCACACAGUACAGUAGGAGCAGCCUGCUGGCGGGCCUACUGGACCAGAACCGCCCCCUGUCCAGGUCUCCCCCAUGCAGGACAGGCAUUGGUACCGCAGGAGGAGGUGUGUGAGCAAGCCCCGCCUCCCCGGGCCAGCGAAGCCAUGACGGCGGUGACAUCAGCAGACGGUAUAAGAGGCGUGCGGCGGGUUCUGGGGGAAGCCAGCCGGCGCCGAGCGAGGUCCGACAUCCGUUGCUGUUGUCCUGGGAGACGCCUCUGAGCUGGAGAACAUGCUGUUCUGCCACCCGCAGCCCGAGCCCUACCACCAGCACUCCAGCAGCUACAUCAGGGAGGCCCUGGCGCCGUUCCUGAAGAACGAGGAGGCCCGGCUGCGGGCCGAGAGCGGCGGGAAGCGGCCUCCCUUCCAGUACGUCCUGUGCGCCGCCACGUCGCCCGCCGUCAAGCAGCAGGAGGAGACGCUGUCCUACCUGAACCAAGGUCAGUCCUACGAACUGCGCGUGCUCAGCAGGAAGCUGGCCGAGUGCUCAGGUGUCAGCAGGUGUGUGAAGAGCAUCGUCCGCAUCGUGUUCCAUGACCGGCGCCUGCAGUACAUGGAACACCAGCAGCUGGAGGGAUGGAGGUGGAACCGACCCGGAGACCGCAUCUUGGAUAUCGAUAUCCCGCUCUCGGUGGGGAUCAUAGAACCUCGCUCAGACCCUCUACACCUCAACACCAUCGAGUUCCUCUGGGACCCGCUGAAGAACGCCUCAGUCUUUAUCCAGGUGAACUGCAUCAGCACCGAGUUCACCGCCAGGAAGCAUGGCGGCGAGAAGGGCGUGCCGUUCCGCAUCCAGGUGGACACCUUUACCUCCAACGAACACGGGGAGCACCUGGAGCACGUCCAUUCUGCCAGCUGUCAGGUCAAGGUCUUCAAGCCCAAAGGAGCAGAUCGCAAACUGAAGACAGACCGGGAGAAGAUGGAGAAGAAGACACCUGAGGACCGGGAGAAGUACCAGCCGUCCCAUGAGACCACGCUGCUGAAGGAGUGCUCCCCGUGGCCCGACACCUUCAGCCUGAGCAACCAGAGCACCAGCAGCACUCCUUCGCCCGUCUACCACAGCUCACCAACACCCUGCUCCUUCACUGAGGGCAACUGUUCUCCAAACCGGCACGCGGAGGUGUUCAUGCCUGGCUGCUCGGAUCAUCUCCUGCCGUCGUCCUCGCCGCAGGACACUCAGCAGUGGCUGCACCGUCACAGGUUCUCGCCUUUCUCUAGGCUCUUCUCCAGCUUCUCAGGAGCUGAUCUCUUGAGGAUGAGCCGGGAGGACCUGAUCCAGAUCUGUGGUCCAGCGGACGGCAUCCGUCUCUUUAACACGAUGAAGGGAAGGAGCAUCCAGCCCCGCCUCACCCUCUACGUGUGUCAGCAGCAGACCAGAACCCAAGCUGCCCUGAAACCCGGCGCUGGAGACGUCUACCACGCUCUGUACCUGGAGGAGCGGACACUGGUGGACCUGUCUGAGAAGAUCGCUGGGCUCUACAACAUCACUCCACAGCAGAUCUCACAGAUCUACCAACAGAAACCCACAGGAAUCCACAUCCUGGUCUCUGACGAGAUGGUGCAGAACUUGGGAGAAGAAGCCAGUUUUCUCAUCAGCACCAUCAGAGAUGAAAACUCUGAUGGCUUCCAUGUUGUGCUGAAAUGAGCAGCGGGAGGCUCCAGCGCUGGAACGUGUACAGACUGUAAAUACGUGGAAGUCAUGGUGAAAUUCAGGAAACGCUUCCGUCAUUUUCUGUUGAGUUGUUCUGGUUGGUGUUACUGAUUUCCUCUUUAAUCAACAGCCUCUUCAUCCUCACAUCUUCACAUUAUGUUGGUUCUCAUUAAUGAACCGAGCCCAGAACUGUUUGUGUCAAAUAUGGAGGCGCUCCUGUUUUCAUCUGCUUUUGACCUCUAAUCAAAUAUUCUGUUUAUAUUUUACUUUGUUGUGUAUAUAUGUAGAAAUAUGAUUAUUUAAUUUUGCUGCAUCAUUUAAUCCCAAAACAGAGUAAAGAAACUGUGAAUAGCUCCCUGAAGCAGAUGUUUAAAUCUAAGUGAUUAUGAUUAAAUGAGGUUUUCAUUCAAAAAUAUAAUAAACGUAUUUUGCUUAUGUCAGAAAACAAAAGAAUUUACUUUCAAAAUAAAAUAAUUU